Messenger RNA from Chondrus crispus (carragheen), 1444 nucleotides. RefSeq lists its product as hypothetical. NCBI's taxonomy places the organism in Eukaryota, Rhodophyta, Florideophyceae, Gigartinales, Gigartinaceae. Gene Ontology annotation, molecular function: transmembrane transporter activity. Gene Ontology annotation, biological process: transmembrane transport. The record is from RefSeq and is a predicted model, not a curated record. The transcript has 2 exons. Bases 1 to 1437 code for a protein of 478 amino acids.
AUGGUGCCUGAGCGUCAUGUCAUGGUCAUUCUUUGCGCAUUUUGCUGCUUUAUCAAUUAUGCAGACCGAGUCAACUUGUCAGUCGCAAUCAUUGCAAUUGGAGAGGACUAUGACUAUUCGCUCGACCAGCAGGGACUCAUCAUGAGUUCCUUCUUCUUGGGUUAUCUGCCAAUGCAAGUGGGAGGUGCUAUGCUCUGCAGAAGGUUUGGUGGAAAGAAAGUACUCUCAUAUGGUGCGUUCCUUUGGAGCAUGUUCACAUUUUGUACCCCUUUUGCAUGUGCAAUAGGAUUUUAUCCUUUGUUAGUAUGCCGAGUUUUAAUGGGGCUUUCGGAAGGUGUUGCAUUCCCAUCCGUAUAUCAUUUUCUCUCCGCGUGGGUCCCUGUCAAUGAGCGUGGUCGUUCUGUAUCAAUAUUCUUAACUGGGGUCCAUGCUGGGACCACGUUUGCUCUUGUUCUGUCGCCAAUCAUUAUUCGGGUAUGGUCAUGGCAGGUUAUAUUCUACAUUUUUGGAGCUGCCGGGCUAGUAUGGAUCGCGGCAUGGAAUAUACUUGCGCAUGAUCGUGACAGCGAUGUCAAGGUGGGAUCAGACAUAGAGGCCUCUGCUUAUUCGAAGUUGCCCCAGAGUUCCACUCAUGGACUAGUUGACGCCAAUUCUUCUGGCGAACGAACUGCGAGUGCUGUGAAACCUGAGGGGGUCGAGAAGCAACUAGCCCACCCGAUAAUGAGCAAUGGGGUUUCGGUCGUAAGUAGGCAACCAAAAACUUGCGCGCCCAGCGGCCUGUUGCUUCAAGUUUUUUCAUUGUCUGAGAUAUCCUGCAUCCGUUUCAUUUUGACGAGCCCGGAAUGCAUGGCUGUUUGCAUCACUCAAGCCCUAUUUGGGUUUAUUCAUUACACUAUCCUCAGUUGGCUGCCGUCAUAUUUCAAGCACGUAUUUCAUACAGAGACAGGUUCUCUUUCGUUUACGUUUCUACCGUACAUAAGCAUGGCGAUUGCAGCAAACAUUGGAGGCUACGCGGGAGACCGACUUCAGGGGAGGGGGAUGUCGUUGACGAAUGCUCGAAAAGUUGUGACGUUUGUGGCCAACGUUGGAGCGGCGAUUCUAUUGAUUGCCUUUAGUGUUGCAAGCACGGUACCGACAGCAUUGUUGUUGAUUUCGAUGAGCAUGGCCUUUAUGAGUUUAAACUCGGGAGGGUUCGAGAGCUGUUAUUUGGACAUGUCCUCACCGAGUCUGACUGGAACAUUUAAAGCAGUGGCGAACACGAUGGCUUCUUUUGCGGGGCUCGUGGCUAUCCCAUUUUCCACGCUUGUAUUGCGAUGGGCUGAUGGGUCGUGGAGACUCAUGUUUCGUUCCCUGGUUGUAUGGUACGGGAUUUCAACAGUAGUGUUUUGUAAGUAUGCUUCUAGUGAAAAGGUGUUAGUGGAAGAAGACACUCGGUAAAAACGUU